This is a messenger RNA of Microthlaspi erraticum, 306 nucleotides long. NCBI's taxonomy places the organism in Eukaryota, Viridiplantae, Streptophyta, Magnoliopsida, Brassicales, Brassicaceae. The record is from the annotation of a GenBank genome assembly.
AUGAGAGCAAGUGAAACGAAGACAGAAAGAGGAGCAACACCAUUAAAACAGAUGCUGAAGAGAUGCUCAAGUUUCUUGAAGAAAGGCAAAGAAGACGUGCCCAGGAAGGGACACUUCGCUGUCUACGUGGGACAAUACAGAGAACGCCACGUGAUCCCAAUCACAUUCCUUAAUCAUCCAACGUUCCAGAUGAUGCUGCAAGAAGCGGAGGAAGAGUUCGGGUUUAGGCAUGAGAGAGGCCUCACCAUUCCUUGCGACCAAAACCUCUUUCUUUCUCUCUUAGACUCCAUCACAUCUCACUAUUAG